Messenger RNA from Lytechinus pictus (painted urchin), 5187 nucleotides. Its product is annotated as equilibrative nucleobase transporter 1-like. The record is from RefSeq and is a predicted model, not a curated record. Bases 672 to 2438 code for a protein of 588 amino acids. Lineage: Eukaryota; Metazoa; Echinodermata; Echinoidea; Temnopleuroida; Toxopneustidae. Gene Ontology annotation, biological process: transmembrane transport. The transcript has 11 exons. Gene Ontology annotation, molecular function: transmembrane transporter activity.
AUUCUGGGAGAGUGCUGUGGAUCCCAGCAGUCAGGCUUCCAGUUCUGUGCCAUUUUCAUCUGUCUCAAUGAUUGGUGUGGUGUCUGCUCAGUGUCGUUUUGGCUCAGAUCUCUAUCUUCUAUAAGGGGUUUGCUACUCAGCUCAUAUGGUGAGCAGAAGUGCUGGUCUGCCCACACCUUGUCCAGUCUGAUCUUGAAGCUAUUCACAGUCUGAGUAGUAACUACUUCUUCAGGGAGUGAGUUCCAGUCAUUUAUGACCUGCUGGCUGAAUGAAUCUUGCCUCAGUUUGGUCAAGGAUAUAGGUUUCGAAAGCUUCAGACUGACCUCUUGUAUUGCCUGCUGCAAGUUCGAAGAAGGCAUCACUUGGGAUGCGUUCAAAUCCAUGAACAAUUUUGUAAACUUGGAUCAUAUCUCCACGACGUCUGGGGUACUGAAGGGAUGGGAGGUUGAAAGCCUGUAAUGUCAUAUUUGUACACUUUACAAAUGGUCUCAUUUCCAUUUCUUUUGAUUAUUUUUUUUUAAAUAUAUGAAUUUGGCGCAGUCAGCAAUUAAUGUGGAAAGCACUGCCAAAGUUCUCAAUACCGGCAAUGUACCCAAAACUGCUUUGCCACAAGGAUAACUGUCGGGAUGCGCGUUAUAUGCGCCAAGGGUUAAACACAAAUUCAGGCACGAAUGAUGGCGAGAUUACGGUCCAAGAUAGAGAAAACGAUCACGCUGAUCCUCAGUAUACUUGAAAAUGCUUUCAACUCUGGCAUCUUCUACGGUUGGCCCUCUCUCGUAUUCAUCCUCAAACAGCAACAGUUCUUCCGAGAAGGGUGUGAUGAUGAUGUUUCCCCGAACGCUGUACUCCUCAAUGAUUCCUUCGGGUAUGCGACGUCAUCCCCUCUGGGCAGUGAAUAUGUGACUGACGUUCAGUAUGUUCUCACGGGCAAUGAUUCUGGACAUGAAAAUGACAUGGGUGAUCAUAUGCUCCCGUGCGAUUCACAGGAUAGCAAGUUCCAGCUUGUGUUCACAGUAGCGGCAUUCUGUAUGCAGGGAUCCGUGUUUCCGAGUGGUCUUCUCUUCGAUAGAUGUGGCACAAGAUUUGUUCGGAUCUUGUUUAGUGUCUUAAUCUUAGCUGGUCAUCUGUUUCUUGGGUUCAGCACCCCAGCGAGAGCCAACUUCCUGUUUCCUGCAGGCAUCUUGAUCGGCAUCGGAGGCAUCCUCAUGAUGGUGUGCAGUAUGCAGGUUUCCAAUUUAUUUGGUCCCAACAAGGCCACAGUGAUGACGUUGAUGAGUGGUUGCUUUGAUUCUUCUGCUGUUGUAAUGCUUAUCGUAAAGUUGAGUUACGAGGCCGGUCUACCGAUGUCAACAGCCUUCUUCAUCCUUGCGGGUGCAACCAUCUUCUUCAGUAUGAAUACAUUCAUCCUGCUUCCUGUAAAACGCAUUCCUUGGCCACUCCCAUCGGGCUACGUACAGGUCAAGAGAUGCUGUGGAGGAACUGAAGAAAAAGAGGCUGUUAUGACACAAGAAGAAAUAGACUUGAAGGUGGCCAAUGAGAACGGCACUGAGAAGGAGAAGCUCAAUCGUAACGGGUCGACUGUGAAUGGAUCUGAUAGAAGAAAGUCAUCUGGUACUAAAGCGAAUGGAGGAGGUUCAACGAGAAGAAAGUCUCGGGUGAUCCAGGCCGAAGCUGAGGCAUGUAAAAAACAGUACUUCCCAACGAUACGCUCGUGUAUCCUUUCACCUCUCUUCUGGCUCCUGGUCGCAUGGAUCUCCAUUCUCCAGCUCCGUCUGAUCUUCAUGAUCGGAACCCUGAAUCCCUGGCUCAGCAGAUUGAGUAACAACGAUGAGCAAGUUGUGAGCAAGUACACCAAUGUCUUCUCCUUCAUCCAGUUUUGUGGAUUUUUGGUUGCUCCUCUUGGAGGGCUUCUUCUUGAUCGUAAUAAGAUGACAACUGGCUGGUUCGCCAAUAAGCAUCUUGACAAGAGAAGUCCAUAUGCUGACCUGAAGGAUACCUGUUUCCCACUGGCCUUGACGACCAUCCUGUUUACAAUCUUCUCCAUCUGCAUUGUCAUUCCUAAGCUUGAGUUACAGUAUCUGACGUUCAUCAUCCAGGUCGUCAUCAGGUCGUUCCUCUACGGCUUGUCCUGUGCUGCUAUUCCAAUCAUGUUUCCUCAAGAAUACUUUGGUACCCUCUUUGGAGUGAUGGGGUCGUUUGCUGGUAUUUUUGGUCUGCUUCAGUAUCCAAUCUUCAGUAUCCUUCAAAAUGUACUAAACAACGAUCCUUUUAUACUCAAUAUCUGCUUCAUUGUAUUCAACCUGCUAACAGCAAGCCUUCCGAUGUACAUCUGGUUCUUUGUGAGACGGAAAGAAAAACAGUAUAAACUGGAGCAAGAAGAAGAGUUACAGGAGGAGAAAUACACCAUCCUUCCUGCCACGUCACCCUCUGAUGCCUGAGGCAUAACUCCCUUACAGUUAUGUUCACACAAUGUUUCUGAACCACACGUCAUCAUUACAGUUUUCAAUUUAAUGAUUUACUUGUAGUUUUAGAUGCUCCCAAAACUGGCAAUCAUAGAGUUAAGUCUAAUUUUAAAAUACAAGAUGGUUUCCGCUUCAUUAGAGCUGCCGAGGAGUAAUGAUUUUCAGUAAUUAAUACUGAAAAUGAGAAAAAUACUGAUGGUUUGUGGAAGCGUCCUGGUGUAGCGGUUCUGAAUCUCGCCUUGUAAUCAAAGGGUCGUGUGUUCGAAUCCCACCGCGGCCUAGCGUCCUUUGGCAAGGCGUCAAUCCACACUUUGCCACUCUUGACCCGGGUGUUAAAUGGGUACCCUGUAGGAUGUGGACGUCAAUGUGAUUAGAUUGGCACGUGUGCACGAUUAACGGUUGCCUGGCCAGGAUACUCCCCAGGGAGUGGAGAUGGUGCACUUUAUGUGUGGAACAGUGAUGGAUCCUAUGACCGGGGAAAUAAUAAUUACAAUGUAAUGCGCUUAGAAACCAAUGCAUUAAGCGCUAUAUAAAUGUGACUAUUAUUAUUAUUAUUAUUAUGGUUUCAUGCAAAAUACUGAUUUCUGAAGUAUCAGUUUCAUGUGUUGCCCUUUGGUAUUUCUUUAAAAAUACAGAUUUCCUCAACAAAUAUGAAUUUUAGCUUUAAAAAAAAACUGAAAGAUUCUUGUUCUGGUUGGCAGCCUUGCCUAUUACUUUUCGCAGAGUCUGGUAUGAUCAUCUUUGAUCUGCUUCCCAUGAAAGCUCCAGACAAAGUUAAUUAAUAUAAUAAAUAAAUUAUAAUUUAUCCCUUGAAUUUUCCACUAUUGCGGUAUUAUUUUCUAUUCUUUUCAAUCUACAAUUAUGUAAGACUCCUUUUUCAUAGGUAAAUCCUUCAUUUAAAAAGAAAACUAAGCUCUCUGAAUCUUUGAGGUUCGGUAUUGAAUUUUUCAAUAUUUUUUUUCAAAUUUUGUAAGUUCAAAAGUGUAUGGUUCGUUUGGGCCAGUCGUAUGUAAAUUCACAUUUUGAAGCGAUGAUGUCUCUGUGAGAUAGUUUUGAUAAGAUAAUGUUUGUAUUCUCUCACUCAUACAGUAAGAGUGAUGUAUAUGAAUCUCUCUUUUUUUCCAGAAAGAACAAAAUCACAAUGGCAAUCAUUCACAUGUAUGCCAAAUGAAGUAUAAAUAUAUCGUCAUGUAAAUGUUAUACUUAGUGCAUGAUCUGGAGUUGAAUAUAUUGUGGGUAUCAUAGAUUUAGAUUUUUUUUAAGUGGAUUUUAUGUUACGGAGGUUAGGGUACAUGUUAAUGUGCCUUUCCUUUUUAGAGGCACCAUAAAAGUGCAAUCAGAUAUGGUGCCCCAAAAAUCACUGUGAAUGAAUAUGGUUGCUACAACAUAAAUAUUUUCAAUAAUGAUAUACAUGUAUCUGUUAAGUGCUUAGAGAGUUCCACUUUGACUAGCACUAUACAGUGCGUACCAGAAAAAAAGAAAACCGGGAUUCCCAUGUCUUUUUUCUUCAAAGGCAAAUGAAUUGUGAUAUUUCAUUCAAUAAUCAUAUGAUUGAAUUAUUCCUCUUUAUUUUGAUACCCAAUAUAAGACAAACACUUCACGCAUUAAUGAGCCAGACGAAUUUGAAAUUCUAAUGUCAAAACUUGGUUGCGCAGUAAAAUUGGACAUGAUUGGUUAGUGAUACGAUGACCGUGCUAAUUCGACGAUUGGCUCAUUAGCAUUUCUUUUGUAUUUGUCAGGUUUCUCUCACCAUGACUGAUCCCUGAAAUGACAGUGAAUUCAGGUUCACACGUGAGUUUCUGCGCAAUCGAUUCUGAUAUGCCUCCAUAUUUAUUGUUUGUAAUCUGCCAUGCAUGAAUGAUUUGCUAAGCUGUUGGUUUCAAAUUAGAGAUGAUGUUCCUCUCUUUCCAUGAGUAUCAAAUUUAUAGUAAAAACAUAUUUAAUGAUUGUGAAAUCUAUCUCUGAAAAUGGGUUUCCUUUUUUGUGGGACACACUGUGUAGAAAAUGUUAUAUUUGCUGACUACAAGAUUCAGAAAGGAUCUUAAAGUGUAGUAUAUGUAUGGCAAAUGUGCAGUCUCGUAGUAUUGCAUAUAUUUUCACAUGAAAUAUGGAACUGCAGAGGAGUUUUUUUUUAAUGAAAGCACUUUUCAACUGUUAGGCAUACAUGUUCAGUGACAGCAAUCAUUCUGAGACUCAAUAUAACUCUCUAAAAAUCUAGAACAGUAGAUUUAGAUCACUGAGUUGAUGUUCUGUGCUUAAUUUGUGAGUGAGUACGUAUAUUGAACAAGACUAGCUGGUGGUAUAUGUAUUGUUAAUGCUGACAAUGUUUUCUUAAUGCUUCCAGAAAUCGAUAGUACUACCUCUUGUGACAAUGCAGUAUGACUUGUUUUUUGUAUGUGAUUAUUAUUAUUAUUAUUUAUUCAGCAUUUAAUAAUACAUGAAUUAUAGUACAAUACAAAUUACAUAAACAUUAGGAUAUACGUGACAUACAAAGGACCUAGAAUAAAGAUGAAGGGGCUGCCUGGGUUUGGAAAAGGUUAACUAAAUUACCAUGACCCACAGGUCUCCCUUCCCACACCACUUUACCUCCAUCCAGGUCAGUAUAAGAAUAUAAAAAGAAACAUAUGAAUUAAAAGUAUACAACUGAAACUGGCAACAGUUAAUUUGGUGAAACAAAUGUAACAUGGAUCCAUCAGCAAUUAUUUCAAUUGAUUCAUUGCAAUAU